GAAGCCUCAUAAGGGAAGUGUCGCAGCGUGUUCACCAGCUCAGUUCUGAGGCGCUGCGCACUUUCCACCUGGAUUUUUAAUCAGCCAAUCACAAAAAACAGAGUUAAACAAUUUUUAAAUUAUAUAUAUAAAGCGGCACACGAUGGCCACUGAUUCGGGCUACGGUGGCUCACAGAGCUAUGGAUCAUAUGGGGGUCAGCAAGGUGGCCAGGGUUAUGGUCAAGGAAAUGGCAGUGGCUCAUAUGGAGGACAGAGUUAUGGUGGUUAUGGACAGCAAGGUGCCACUCCAGAAGUUAAAGAAGAUUUGAAGAUACUUUCGCAAGACGGUUAUGGCCAACCUCAGCAACAGAGCUAUAACAAUUAUGGACAGGAGUCGUCUGGGUACGGUGACAAGCCUUCUUAUGGCCAGCAAGGCUCUGGGUCUUAUGGUCAGCAAAGUUCUUAUGGACAAGGAGGAGAGGGCUAUGCACAGCAAAGCUCCUAUGGUGCACAGGGACAAGGCGGCAGUAGCGCUGGAUAUGGUGGACAGGGGCAAGGAAGUGGCAGCUACGGAAGGUGGAGUGAAGGUGAAAGUGGUGGUCAAGGUGCGAGGUAUGGCCGUGACCAGGGAGACAGUUCAGACCGAGGUGGCUACAGAGGGCGAGGCCGUGGUGGUGGUGGUGGCGGCGGCGGUUAUGAUCGCGGCGGUUUUGACCGCAGUAGUGGAUUUGACCGUGGCGGAUAUGACCGUGGUGGAAGAGGCGGACCUCCUGGUAUGGGAGGUGGUGACCGUGGUGGCUACAAAAAUUACGGUGGCUCUCGAGACUACAGCUCAAGGGAUGAACCAGCUGGAGAGCAGGACAACUCUGACAACAACACCAUUUUCGUGCAGGGACUUGGAGAGGAUGCCACAGUUCAGGAAGUUGGCGAUUUCUUCAAACAAAUUGGUAUCAUCAAGGUAAAUAAGAAGACGGGUCUGCCAAUGAUCAACAUCUACUCUGACAAGGCCACCGGUCGACCAAAGGGAGAAGCAACAGUGUCAUUUGAUGACCCUCCAUCAGCCAAAGCUGCUAUUGACUGGUUUGACGGAAAAGAAUUCAAUGGCAAACCCAUCAAAGUAUCGUUUGCCACCCGCAGAGCUGAGUUCACACAGAGAGGAGGUGGCAGAGGUGGAGGACGAGGCGGUGGUUUCAGAGGUCGUGGUGGUGGAGGACCCAGCUUUGACAUGAAGGGAGGAGACUGGCCUUGUCCUAAUAGCUCUUGCGGUAACAUGAAUUUUGCACGGCGGCAGGAGUGUAACAAGUGUGGUGCACCUAAACCAGGAGAUGCAGGAUUUGGAGGUGGUGAUCGUGGCGGCAGAGGUGGCGGUUACAGCGGCGACAGAGGCGGUGGCUUCAGAGGGCGUGGAGGAUUCCGUGGAGGAGACCGUGGAGGCUAUGGAGGAGGAGGUGGAGGUGGUGGUGGAGGAUUCGGAGGUGGCUACAAAAUGGGAGGAAGAGGUGACCGCAGAGACGACAGAAGAGACCGGCCAUACUAAGCAGAAGGAAACCAUUCCAGCCCUCGAGUUCACUGUGGAGGGAGGAUUUAGUUUGUCAAAAAGAAAUCAGGGAAGGGGAUAGAUCAGACAUUCACACUUGUCUACUGUUUUUGUAGCCAGCACAUCCUCAGUGUUACUGUUUUCAUCUGUGAAUGACAGGAUGUGUUCAUGUCAGGGACUCUGGGGCUGAUUGGCUCUGUUGGCAUGUUGUCAAAUGUUUUUUGUUUUUUUUUUUUUGUUUUUUUUCCAAUGCUAUUUUUUGUUUUUCUUUGUACAUCUUUUUAUUUUGAUCUCAGAUUUUAGUUGCAGAUGUUUUGUGAGGUAGACUUCGCACCAUUGUUUUCUAUGAACGGAAUAAAAUGUUUUACUUUUUUCCCUAAAUGAUAUUAAAACUGUGAUCUUUU
Molecule: messenger RNA, 1920 nt
Organism: Mugil cephalus (flathead mullet)
Lineage: Eukaryota; Metazoa; Chordata; Actinopteri; Mugiliformes; Mugilidae
Gene: taf15
Product: TAF15 RNA polymerase II, TATA box binding protein (TBP)-associated factor
Exons: 17
Coding region: 143-1516 (457 amino acids)
Biological process (GO): regulation of DNA-templated transcription
Cellular component (GO): nucleus
Molecular function (GO): transcription coregulator activity; RNA binding
Source: RefSeq, a predicted model, not a curated record